UGGUCUGGACUAAGAAAGACAAGCAGAAGACGUCACCAAAUUUGCUGAAAAUGAUUCACCACACCUCCAAUUUCAUAUUUUGGUUGGAGAAGUGUAUCGUCGAGACGCCAAACUUUGAGGAACGGGUGGCCGUCAUGUCGCGCAUCAUUGAGAUAAUGAUUGUCUUACAAGAGCUAAACAACUUCAACGGCGUGUUGGAAGUGAUCUCCGCCAUUGGGAGUGCGUGUGUCCACCGAUUAGAGCACACAAUGACACAAAUUGAGAAGAAUUCCAAACUCAAGAGAGCCCUCGAAGACGCACAGGAGCUCACAGUUGAGCACUUCAAACGAUAUCACGAGAAGUUACGGUCCAUAAACCCUCCGUGUGUCCCAUUCUUCGGCAUGUAUUUGACAAACAUAUUGCACAUAGAAGAGGGAAACCCCGAGUUUCUGGUCACUCCACAACUCAAUCACUACGACUCCCAAUCGACGCUCACCUCUAUCUCGUCGGCGACCAGCGUUCAGACAACCAAUACGUCGCUCCUGUCGUUGAGCUCCGGCGGCACCACUUGUUCGACGGCCACAUUGCCAUCCAAUAGCAGUCUGACCGGUGGUGGCAGUAGUGGCGGCUCAACCACGUCGUCGGUGCCCAACACUCCCAACCCUAACAACAAUCCAUUGAUUAAUUUCAGUAAA
Molecule: messenger RNA, 674 nt
Organism: Medioppia subpectinata
Lineage: Eukaryota; Metazoa; Arthropoda; Arachnida; Sarcoptiformes; Oppiidae
Source: the annotation of a GenBank genome assembly